UUAUAUAUAGCACAUAUUAGCUUCACCAAGACCAAGAUCACCAAGACAAAGCUAAGCUGAAAAACUAGCUAGGGCAGUGAAGCCAUGCAGUGCCUUAAAAUGAGGUUUUCACUGCUUGAUUUUUUAUUGUUAUUCCUACCUUGUUGGGUGCUUACAAGUGAAGGCAGUGACAAUAUAAGUUUUUAUGAAAACUAUGAUGUUACAUGGGGUUUUGAUCAUGUCUUUUCUUUAUAUCAAGGACGCGAUAUUCAACUCUCUUUGGAUAUUUCUUCAGGGGCUGGCUUCGCAUCAAAGCUAGGCUAUGCUUCUGGGUUUUUUCAUUUGAGGAUGAAGCUACCAGACAAGGAUUCUGCUGGAGUAGUUACUACAUUUUACCUAAGUUCACAUGGUAAUAAUCAUGAUGAGCUGGAUUUUGAGUUCUUGGGCAAUAGGGAAGGGAAGCCAUACACAUUACAAACAAAUGUCUUUGCAAAUGGUCUUGGAAACAGGGAGCAAAGAAUUCUUCUUUGGUUUGACCCCACAGGAGAUUUUCACACUUACAAAAUUCUCUGGAACGAACAUCAAAUCGUAUUUUAUGUGGACAAUGUCCCCAUCAGAGUGUUUAAAAACAACAAAAACAUUGGCGUUGACUACCCAUUACAGCCAAUGCACAUAGAAGCCAGCUUGUGGGAUGGAGAUAGUUGGGCAACUGAUGGAGGCCAGACAAAAAUUAAUUGGGCUCAUGCACCAUUCAAUGCACACUUCCAAGGAUUUGGCAUUGCUGGCUGCCCAAUUCAGAACUCAGACAUUCAACAAUGUUAUUCUUCCAAGUAUUGGUGGAAUUUGGAAAAGUAUUGGAAAUUGGAUCAUAGACAACAAAGAGAGUAUGAGAAUGUGAGAAAGAAGUACAUGAACUAUGACUAUUGUUCUGAUAGGCCUAGGUACCCUACACCACCACCAGAGUGCUUUCAUUGAUAAGGUAAGGAGCACAAGAAUGGAAGAUAACGAAGUUAAUAAAAUACAGGGUGAGCUUCAAGGAGAUCCAAUGAGACUGACACCAAAAUUAUGAGAAACUUGGAUCAAUUUCUCACUUUGUUCUUUAAGAAUACAUUCCUACAUUUACAAGUUGUUAAAAAUAUGUGCGAUAUUGGUUUUAUGUGUAUUAAUGUGUAAUGGUUCUAGAGGCCCAAUAAUAUUGUGUAUUUUUUU
Quercus lobata is the source of this 1188-nucleotide messenger RNA. RefSeq names its product xyloglucan endotransglucosylase/hydrolase protein 2-like. NCBI's taxonomy places the organism in Eukaryota, Viridiplantae, Streptophyta, Magnoliopsida, Fagales, Fagaceae. The transcript has 4 exons. The record is from RefSeq and is a predicted model, not a curated record. Bases 85 to 954 code for a protein of 289 amino acids. Gene Ontology annotation, biological process: cell wall biogenesis; xyloglucan metabolic process. Gene Ontology annotation, cellular component: cell wall; apoplast. Gene Ontology annotation, molecular function: xyloglucan:xyloglucosyl transferase activity; hydrolase activity, hydrolyzing O-glycosyl compounds.